Adineta ricciae is the source of this 486-nucleotide messenger RNA. Lineage: Eukaryota; Metazoa; Rotifera; Eurotatoria; Adinetida; Adinetidae. The record is from the annotation of a GenBank genome assembly.
AUGGAGUUGUGGAUUGGAUGCAUGGCAACAAAAACUAUAUAUUUUAAAAGAAAUAUCACGAUAUGCCAGGUGGAAAGACAAACACGGGUCAACUUAAUCAAUUACGCCGUACAUGAUUGCACGGCAGUUACUGAAAUCUACCGAGCAACGUGUCCCGAACGAAAAACUAAACCAGCCAUCGCCAACAAACAACAACAUAUCUCGAUCGAACUCCGAAAAACCACACAAUUGAAUCACUGUUAUCAGAGCGAUCUUUCGGAUGUCAGUGACGACGAAAUAGAAUUAUACUUAUCACAAACCAAAGUAAAAUAUCAACAAACUCAAACGAGUCGACCACAGGAGCUAGCAAUGGAACUUGCAUCAGAAUCAGAUUUCGAACUCGAAACCGACCCAGAACAGCAACGGAAACGAACCUGUCCUUCUUUUGUACAUCGAAUCAUACGACCCGUCUAUUAUCGGUAUGAUUAUCGAAAGAUCAGGGCGUAG